Molecule: messenger RNA, 3783 nt
Organism: Portunus trituberculatus (swimming crab)
Lineage: Eukaryota; Metazoa; Arthropoda; Malacostraca; Decapoda; Portunidae
Product: hemicentin-2-like
Exons: 17
Coding region: 212-2791 (859 amino acids)
Molecular function (GO): protein binding
Source: RefSeq, a predicted model, not a curated record
CCCCUUUGUCAUUCAAGAACAUACCAAGCGCUCUUGUUUCAUCGUAUAAGUACAUACCGGACAUUCACUUAAUCCUCUGCUUAGUGAGUCCGCUGCAGGCACUGAAAAUCUGCUAAAAGGAAUCCAAAGCCGUUUUUCUACCUAAGAAGGGAUAUACUGAAGUCCCUUGCUCUACGUCACUGCUUCGCUCUUGCCUUCGCCUGGAGGUGGCAUGGAAAGACUUCUUGUGGUCCUGGGGCUCCUUGUGGGGACGGCAACUGGAGCUAUGGAGAUGAAGAGAAUUCCUGUGGUGGGAGUCUCAGCGGUACAUGGAGGGGGGGCAGCGCUCCCUUGCGACGUGUAUCACCCACCAGAGGACACCAUCAACCUGCUUCUGUGGUUUCGAGAUCCUCUUACCACACCAAUAUACAGGCUGGAUGGGCGGCAGGAGGUGGAGAUGGAGUGGUGGGACAAGACGAGGUUGGGUUCCCGCGCCGCCCUUCAGGUAGGCGCGUCUCUGGCCUUGCUGCGCCUCGCCCCCCUCACCGACGCUGACCAGGGCCUCUACACCUGCCGUGUCGACUUCAGGAGCCAGCCCACCAAGACUACACGUGUUAAUUUGACGUUAAUUGUGCCGCCGGCCAGCGUGAGUGUCCUGGUGGGGGAGGGCGUGGAGGGAACCAACACACCACUCCUGGCCAGUUCUGUGGUGGGGCCUUACCUGCUGGGGGACGUGGUCGUGUUCACCUGCAUCGCCCAUGGAGGCAGACCGCGCCCCUGGGUUGUGUGGGCGGAGGGCUCCAGGGUGGUGGACGCAGAAAUGGAGUCGGAAUCAUACACGAACAUCACGGACACGCUCACGGAUAACAUUAACCAGACUACUAACAUGCUGACGGGGGCGCAGAUGGAGGAGCCCUUCAACACCCUCACCCUUGGGCCCCUCACUCGCAGCCACCUGCUGGCGGAAUUCACCUGCACCGCCGCGAACUCUAACCUGACGAAGCCUGCAGUCCUUCAGAUCACCUUGGAAAUGAGCUUGCCCCCGCUUACUGUGACCAUCCAGCCUCCACAAUCGAAGGCUCUCAAGGCAGGGCACUCCUACCAAGUGGCGUGCGUGGUGGUGGGCGCGCGGCCUCCUCCUGCCAUCACCUGGUGGAGCGGUCAUCAACAGGUGCUCGAGGCCACAGUCACGAGUUCAGAGGAAGGCAACGUCACUACAAGCCAUACCUCUAUCACCCCUUCCUCCCGAGACGACGGCUCCUUCCUGCGUUGCCUGGCCGAGACCCACGGCGCACCAGCCACCUUAGAGGACAUCUGGCCCCUCGAUGUACACUACGUGCCCCAAGCGACGUGUGGCUUCGGGGCAUCACUGGACGUGGCGAACAUAAAAGAAGGGGAUGACGUGUACUUCGAGUGUACCAUCCUUGCCAAUCCGAGGACAACGAGGGUCUCCUGGCGCCACCACCAGAACACUCCACUAGUGCAUAACGUGACGGCAGGAAUCAUCACCAGCAAUCAGUCUCUUGUGCUUCAACGAGUGGUGCGGCAACAGGCGGGUCUCUACUCGUGUAUUGCCAAGAAUGACAUCGGCGAGGGCGUCUCCAAUUACCUGAGGCUUGACGUGAAGUACGCGCCAGUGUGCUCACCUGAACAAGUCACCACGUAUGCAGUCGGUAGGUACGAGGACGCGGAAGUUACCUGCUCCGUGGACGCAAACCCGCCACAGGAUUCAUUUCAGUGGACGUUCAACAACACAGCGGACACUAUAGACGUGCCUCAGGGUCGCUUCUCGUCCUCCUCCACUCACAGCGUCAUCACCUACACUCCCAUGACUUCACUGGACUACGGGACGCUUCUGUGCUGGGCCGCCAAUGAGAUAGGGAGUCAGAAGGAGCCGUGCGUCUUUCACAUUGUGCCAGCUGGGAAACCGGAGCGGCCAGGAAACUGCACAGUGGAUAGAGGGACACCCACUUCAGCGAGGGUGCGGUGUGUGGCCGGUGGCAGCGGCGGGCUCUCCCAAUGGUUCCUCCUGGACGCUUCUCGCCAGGGUCGCAGCCACUCACUCAACCUCACCGCUCAGGACACACCGGAAUUCCACAUAACGGGACUUUGGCCUGGGGGAACUUACCAGCUGGCGAUCAGAGCUGCUAACAAUAAGGGUCUGAGUGCCGCUACUCGCCUCACGCUCGCCAGCGGGUCUAAUGCCUCAUUAUAUCACCUGCACGACGGUCCCUUCGAGGCGGAGGUGCGUGACGCGGGGAACACUCCAGGAGGCGAGGCUGAGAACGGCAGGGACAGCCUCACGUUCUUUGAUUCCCUCACGCUGCCGCCCGUCCUGCUGGGAUUGCUGGGCCUCGCCUCGGCUGUGAUGCUCCUGCUGAUCCUUCUGGUGCUGAUGGUCACUCUUCGCCGCCGCAGGAUGCCUCAGCUGGUUCCCUUGACGGAGGCCUCGCGCCCCCAGUCCUCUGCCAGCAAAGAGUCUGGCCAAACCCCCGCCAUGCACUCGCCGCAGAGGAUCAGCACGUGUCUGGAGGAGGAUUUGCAGGCGCCAUCAGAGGGAGAGACGAACCCCGACCUAGUUGCGGUGCGGCAGGGUUCUUUCAGUGACGGCAGAAAGGAAGCAGGCCUGGCAGCCACCCUCCUGCCUCCUGAACGCUACCAAUACGAUGCGCUUCCCGGCAUCUUCAGUGGGGCACCAAGAAGCAGUACGUCAGGUCAGCCAGCGUCCCUCUCCCCUAGGGAUCUCCUCCCGUCAAGUCUUCACGUCUCGCACCCCGCGUCGCCCAGUAGCCACCACCGGCCCAAGGUGUGAGGACGAGGACCCAAGGCUCCACGUGGCCCCUGCCAGGUACGGGAUGAAAUGCGCAGCAUGUGUGUGAGGGGAAGGUGCAGAGCCACGGCUGGGCAUGAUGGAGGUGCUGCAGGUGUGCUUCAGCCUCCGCUUUCUCCCCGGGGUGCUGGCUGCAGGUAAUUGCUGUGCCUCGUGGUCCGUCAUCCAUGGAAAUCACGUGAGUGUUGCAGCCAGGCAAAUGAGGACCAUGGGACCCUCUCGCUAACCAGUACCUGACGACCUCUAGAGAAGAACGAGUCGUGAAAGUAGUGACUCUUCAUGCUGGUGCCUCAGUACGAUACGAGCAUCAGGUGGACCAUUACUCGUUCACCAUGUAGUGUCAAGAAGAGAUGGACUUCUAAUAUUACUGCGAUUUUACUUCCUUCUACCAUCUCAUUGUUACUUUAUCACAAUGGAAUCUUCGCCUCUUAUACGCCAGCCCCUACUGCUUAUCGUGAAACAAGAGGACCGCCAUCUAAGUCGAGGAGCUGUGAUUUUUUAAUUUCCCAGGAACAAAAAAGUUACCACUGUGUGUAAAGGGGCACUGGGUGGGCGGAAGAUGUGGGUGUGGUUGGGUGGGAGUGUUGCUAAAGAUUAAAAGUCAUCUGUCACGCUAUAAGAGAUAGCAAACAGACAUUGUAUGAGAAAAUUACAAAUACAGAUUGUUCAAAUUUCCAUGAUUAGUUUGUAGAUUUACUUUUAAUUCCUUUGACGAAACUGUGUAUGUGAUCUUUCUUCCUUUCUAUGUUUAGUAAUGAUAAGCUUCAUACGUAUACAGUAUACUGCACACUCUGGUUGGUGUGGUACUGCAUCAAGUUUUAAUCUUUGACACAAAUUAUUGCUGAGUAUAUUUUUAUAUAGAUUUGUUGUUAGUAUGUAAGUUCCACCUUAUGAGACGUGCAUUUCUUUUUAUAUUUUUAUACAUGAACAUAAUCAAUUAAGUAUGUUUGUACUAAAAAUAAACAAUACCAAAA